UUUUUGGAACAAGCUGAACAGCAAGAGCAACUGGCUAAGAAGUGGGGGUUCAAAAUGUCUGACAUAAGAGAACUGAGUAACUAUGAAUUCUUCAUGCCAGGAAUGGUUGAUACACACAUUCAUGCCCCUCAGUAUUCAUUUGCUGGUACAAGAGUAGAUCUACCUCUUUUGCAGUGGUUGACUACCUACACAUUCCCAACAGAAUCCAAAUACAAAGACAGUGAUUUUGCAGAAGAAGUGUACACCAGAGUUGUUAGGCGAACUCUAAAGAAUGGCACGACUACGGCUUGCUACUUUGCAACAAUUUACACAGAUACCUCUCUUCUUCUUGCUGAAAUUAUAGAUAAAUUUGGUCAACGAGCAUUUGUUGGAAAAGUCUGCAUGGAUCUGAAUGACAGUGUGCCACAAUACAAAGAGAUUACUGCUGACUCUGUCCAAGAGACAGACAGGUUUGUUAAAGAACUACUGGAAAGGAAAUAUCCAAGGGUACAGCCUAUAAUAACUCCCCGCUUUGGCCCUUCCUGCACAGAGGAUUUGCUGCGUGCCCUUGGCGAUUUAGCACAGGCUCGUGAUCUCCAUGUGCAGAGUCACAUAAGUGAGAAUGAAGAAGAACUCAAACUUGUGGAGAACAUGUUUCCUGCCUACCAGAAUUACACUGAAUUGUAUGAUAAAAACAAGCUGCUUACCAGUAAGACAGUGAUGGCUCAUGCCUGUCAUCUUUCUGACGAAGAGCUGAAACUUUUUAGUCUUCGUGGAGCUGCAAUUUCACAUUGCCCCAGUUCUAAUUUUUCGUAA
This is a messenger RNA of Balearica regulorum gibbericeps (East African grey crowned-crane), 795 nucleotides long. Lineage: Eukaryota; Metazoa; Chordata; Aves; Gruiformes; Gruidae. The record is from RefSeq and is a predicted model, not a curated record.